CUCUUGGUUUUUCGUGCAUUACAAUACAGAGAACUUUGCCCCCAUGUCCAUCAUGGGGAACCCUCUGUCGAAGGCGGCCGCCGUUGAUUUUGGCAUACAGUGGAGUUGCUGGGCAGUGGCAGCUGCACUAAAGACCGAAAAGUUCUAUGACCUGGCCGGUUCAGGAACAUUUCUGUUUCUAGCGUUACAGAGCUUGAAAUGGGGCGGUCGCUAUCACCUCAGGCAAAAGGUCAACACAGGAAUGGUGGCUCUCUGGGCCUUCAGGUUGGGAUUGUUUCUGUUCACAAGAAUUCUGAAGGAAGGACAGGACCGUCGCUUCAAUAAGGUCCGAGACAGACCCGGGACAUUCUUUGUGUACUGGACCAUUCAAGGUGUGUGGGUGUUUUUGACCAUCCUUCCCACGCUGAUCUUGAACUCAAAGAGGGAAGAUCGACCAAUCACGACGCAGGAUUACGUCGGAUGGUCAAUGUGGGUCACUGGCUUCCUCCUGGAGACCAUCGCAGACUCACAGAAAUCCUCUUUCAGGGCAAACCCAGAAAACCAGGGGAAGUUUAUCCAGCACGGCCUAUGGAGUGUGGUUCAGUACCCUAACUACCUGGGGGAGAUCAUGAUGUGGUCUGGCCUCUACCUGUCCUCGACCUCCGUUCUCCGGGGAUGGGAGCAUGUCAGUGUCAUCUCCCCGCUCUUCCUAAUCUUCUUGUUGACCAAGGUCAGCGGAAUUCCCCUGCAGGAAAAGUCCGCACUCAAACGCUACGGAGGAGAUCCAGCAUUCCAUGAACAUAUCCGGAAAACUCCGAAACUUAUUCCAUUUAUCUGGUAGAUAAUGAAGAUGCCUUGUGCAUAUUAAGUGAUGAUUUUACAAGUAUAUGUACAGUGUAGUAAAAUUCCAAAACACAUACCAUUUUUCUGGUAGAUAGUGAGUCUUACACUAUGCCUUAUGAUAGUUGAUUAUUUAUCAAGUACAGUGUAAAAAUGAUCAAUUCAGCAAACAUCGAAACUCACUCCAUUUUUUCCUGGUGAACUUGCAAGUGCCAGAUGCCCAUUGUUUGACCAUUUAUCUUAAACAAUACAGUGUUGCAAUAUAAUAUCACAAAAAUGUUAAAUGUUGUGCAAUUAUCUGAAAGAUAGUGAUAGUUAAAUACAGUGUAGACAAUGAUAUACAAAUCUUUUCUACCUCAUCACUGUGAAACAUCCUAUUAAAAGGAGAGAGAUUAAUGUCCAAAGAUUAACUUCUGUUAGCCUUUCCUUUAUUGUUAGAAUUACAACUUAAUUAAGCUGAUGAAAAGAAAAACUCUUACAGUUCUGUAUUUAUAAAGCAAUUUCUUAUUGAGACUGUUACAUAUUUUACUGUAACGUUGGAAAUGUAUAUAUGGACAAUUGUGCAUCAUGAAAUUCUCAUGAAAGAACAUUCUUAUAUGUUUCAUGGGAAACCUUCCAGAUAGUUUUACUUUCCAAAAAUAUUUUGGAAAAUUCUCCAAUCUUGUGAAAAUUAUUUUUUGAGAAAUUUUACAAAAUCAUAUUAUGUGCCACUUUACAUGAAUUUCACAUGAAUUUUUUUUUAAAUGUAAGUCCUUGCAAGUGAUAUAAGGCUCAAUUACCUGUGGAUGUAAUACUUGUUGCUCAGGUGAGCACUGUGGUUCGUGAACCUCUGGUUACAAUGUAGUCAGUUAUUCAAAUAAAAUGUUUGCACACUU
This is a messenger RNA of Magallana angulata, 1694 nucleotides long. RefSeq lists its product as uncharacterized. Gene Ontology annotation, biological process: lipid metabolic process. Bases 44 to 820 code for a protein of 258 amino acids. The record is from RefSeq and is a predicted model, not a curated record. Gene Ontology annotation, molecular function: oxidoreductase activity, acting on the CH-CH group of donors. NCBI's taxonomy places the organism in Eukaryota, Metazoa, Mollusca, Bivalvia, Ostreida, Ostreidae. Gene Ontology annotation, cellular component: membrane. The transcript is spliced from 5 exons.